AUGUCCACAAACAAAGAAGAGCGCGAUCUCAAGCGCGCCGACGACUACCUCAACCGCACCAACGAACCGGAGCCCGGCCAGGUGACCGGCCCAGGUGCCCACUUCAACGAUACAUUCGAUCCUGCUCUGAGGAAGAAUGCCCCAGCUGCUGCGUCUGGGGCCGGUGCGCAGAAGAGUGCGCAGGAGAAGUUGGCGAAUACGGACUCGACAAUGACGACGGCACAGUUACAGGCUGCGGCGAAGGAGGGAGAUCCGAAUGGAUUGUUGGGCAGGAAGGUCAACCACUAG
Messenger RNA from Fulvia fulva, 288 nucleotides. RefSeq lists its product as uncharacterized. NCBI's taxonomy places the organism in Eukaryota, Fungi, Ascomycota, Dothideomycetes, Mycosphaerellales, Mycosphaerellaceae. The record is from RefSeq and is a predicted model, not a curated record. Bases 1 to 288 code for a protein of 95 amino acids. The transcript is spliced from 3 exons.